AUGUUCCUCACCUUUGGGUCAACCCCACAACCCGAGUCGGUCGACCCCCAAGCUCAUCAACAACAACAAGCCCCGAGCCGGCCAAAGACGAAGAGGGCGCAGGUGGCCCAGGCUUGCGACUGGUGUCGAGUGCACCGCACUAAGUGCGACAGUUCGCGGCCAUGUCAGAAUUGUGUCCUCAGAGGAGGGCCCUGUAAGAACACGCGCAGCGGCGAGGUGCGCACGCUUCCACACGCCUUCAGAGAGAUACAACGGUUGACUUCGCGGGUGCGCGAACUUGAGACUGAAUUGGCUGGAUACAAUGCCGCCGGGAGUACAAGCGGCCACAGUAGUGGCGGGAACUCGGCUUUAUCCGCGGCAUCCGUUUCAGCCGGAUCAUCAGAGACGGCAACGACGACGCCGCCAUCGGUAGCCCCUCGCCCAUCUAGCAGCUCAAGGGCAGAAAGGCUUGAUCAUGAUGCUCGCCAACCCACCGGUGAUAAAUUACCGAAGAGGCAGUGGGAGGGCGUAUACGCAAGCCGGACUUUAUGGUUCAACUCGGCCAGUAAAUCCCUUCCUAGCCCCACCUCCAUGCCGGACCGAGAGGCAACUGCCUCUACGGGGAGCAAAGAUGGUGCGCAGGGUCAGGGACAGAGCUCCAGCGGGACUCCCGGUGAACACCUCAACGCGGCACAGGAGGAGUACUUCUUGAAUCUGUUCUGGCAAUCGCACCAUUGUGCGCUGCAGAUCGUCGACGAGGCGACGUUUCGCGAGCAUUACAGGUCACUCUGCCUGGACCCGCCGCCAGGAAACUUCCGGAAGCCCAGCGCGCUGGUCGACAUUUUGGUGGCCCUUUGCAUGCAGUAUGGCGUGGCAUUUAUUCCUCAGCGUGCACCUGCGAUGGCUAGAGGCGGCGAGAGCAAUGACAUUGGCCCGGAUGACGGCACGCUCGCCGGCUGGUGGCACUACCAGCGCUGUCGGGCCAUCCUGGAGUCCGAGGUGGAGCGUCCGACUUUGUCAACACUGCAGACCCUCCUCUUCUGCGUUGUCUACGUCUGCUGUGCGAGUUUCCAGAACACGGCACACCACCUUUUAGCCAUGGCCGUACGCGUCGGCUACACACUGGGGCUUCAUCUCGAGCCACCGGAAACCAUGCCAUGGUCAGAGAGAGAGCUUCGGAAACGGCUCUGGUGGACAUUGUUUGUCAACGAAUCGAAAACAUGCAUGAAACUCGGCCGCCCCUGGAGCACCGCCGAAGCCCCAACACCCUGCAGCCUGCCAGCUGACGACCAUGAGCUGGCGCUGCGGAGCGGCUCCCACACAGCUUCCAUAACUGUCGACGGCAGCACGGUUACUUGGCUGACGUACACGCUUCAGACCGUAAAGUUGGUGCUGGCUACUCGGACUGUAUAUGCUGCCUUCUUUGACCGGUGUGCCGAAAUCCUCGGUUCCAUCAAGAGCCCGAGGACUCUAUAUGACGACCCCGCCGCGCUUGAGACGGCGGCGGAGGUCUUGGAGGGCUUAUUGGACCGGCCCGGGGCGCUGAGGAGUUGGUUGCGGGAUCUCCCGGCGGCGCUGAAGACGCAGCGUGUGGAGGAAGGCGUCCCCUUAUCGGCCGACUCGAGCCGCCUGGACAUCGAGAUUUUUGCGCCCGUGUGGUUGCAGCGCCAGCGGUUGCUCCUCGAGCUCCUCUACCAUACCUUCAUGAUUAAUCUUCACCGGCCGUUCGUCGCCUAUCCCACCCCGCCCUUGGCGCCCCAGUCUUCUGCCAGCCGUAGUCCGCCUGCAACGCCGCCACCAGGACCUGGGCCGCUCGCGACAGGCCACGCCUUAACGGCUGCUCGCCACGGAAUUGCCAUCACAACAGUCAUACACCAAAUCGUGGUUGAGAAGGACCUGCUCGCUGGAUGGCUCGAAGCUUUCCAGCAGCAGUGGAACGCUGCCAUCACCAUGGUUGGCUUUCUCUUGGCCUUCCCCGAGAGUCCAGUCGCACCCCAAGUUAGGACCGCGUUGGCCACAGCGGUCGGGGUGUUUGAGGCAUUUGGAAAGCAUUUUGCCGUCGGCAGUAGCGCCGCGAAUGCCACCCGCGAUUUGCUUUCCAAGAUCGAUCUGCUGCGCAGUGUGGGUACGCCGGGUGAACUGCAGCCGUUUGCGCAGUUCCAGGCAGCAGGCCCCAGCCAGGGGGCGGCACUGGGACAGUUAUCGGCGAUGGGCACCGAGGCCCAAACCGCGGUAUUUGUCCCGGCUGCUUACGGGAUGAAUUCGACGCCCUCGGCGGGGCCCGACUACUCUCAGCCACCCGCCUUCAUGCCCGACAUAAGUGAUGAGGAGAUGGCGGCGGCGGUGCGGGAUAUGCUGGCUGGGACGAUAGACAUGGUGUACUCGGCUGAUUCCUUCCCAUCAAUGGGAGGACCGUUCCCUGGUGGCGCUCAGAUGGGCUGGGAGGGCUGGCCGCCGGGGUUUUACUAG
Molecule: messenger RNA, 2448 nt
Organism: Chaetomium globosum CBS 148.51
Lineage: Eukaryota; Fungi; Ascomycota; Sordariomycetes; Sordariales; Chaetomiaceae
Exons: 3
Coding region: 1-2448 (815 amino acids)
Biological process (GO): positive regulation of transcription from RNA polymerase II promoter by galactose; DNA-templated transcription
Cellular component (GO): nucleus
Molecular function (GO): DNA-binding transcription factor activity, RNA polymerase II-specific; RNA polymerase II cis-regulatory region sequence-specific DNA binding; zinc ion binding
Source: RefSeq, a predicted model, not a curated record